Papaver somniferum (opium poppy) is the source of this 1057-nucleotide messenger RNA. Its product is annotated as NADH-cytochrome b5 reductase-like protein. Lineage: Eukaryota; Viridiplantae; Streptophyta; Magnoliopsida; Ranunculales; Papaveraceae. The transcript has 12 exons. The record is from RefSeq and is a predicted model, not a curated record. The annotation marks the transcript as partial. Gene Ontology annotation, molecular function: cytochrome-b5 reductase activity, acting on NAD(P)H.
CGGAAAGGAAAGAAAAAAGCGUUGAAUCCCGAUAAGUGGAUUAAAUUUGAGCUGCAAGACACAUCAAGAGUCAACCAUAACUCUCACCUGUUCAGGUUUUCCUUUGAUCCUUCUACUAAGUUGGGCUUUGAUAUUGCUUCGUGCAUUCUAACUAGGGCUCCUGUAGGACUGGAUGAUAAUGGGAAAACGGAAUAUGUACUUCGCUCGUAUACUCCUAUAUCAGAUCCCGAAUGCAAGGGUUAUUUUGAUUUACUGGUUAAGAUUUAUCCAGAAGGGAAAAUGAGCCAGCAUCUGGUGAAUUUAAGACCAGGCGAUGUGCUAGAAGUAAAAGGGCCAAAGGUAAAGCUCCAAUAUACUCCUAACAUGAAGAAACACAUUGGAAUGAUAGCAGGUGGCACAGGCAUUACACCGAUGUUGCAAGUGAUUAACGCUAUUAUAAAGAAUCCCGAUGACAAAACUCAGAUAUCUUUGCUAUAUGCUAACAUCUCACCAGAAGACAUACUACUAAAGCAAAAACUUGACAUACUCUCAGUUAGCUACCCAAAUUUGAAGAUAUACUACACCGUAGAGAACCAAACUAACAACUGGAAGGGAGGGAAAGGCUAUAUAACACAAAAUAUGGUUGAGAAAGGCAUGCCUAGUCCAAGAGAAGACACACUCAUUCUAGUAUGUGGUCCCUCUGGAAUGAUGAAUCACAUCUCUGGAGACAAUGCAAAAGACUAUUCCCAAGGCGAGGUCUCUGGCGUACUUAAGGAACUUGGUUACACAGAAGAGAUGGUUCACAAGUUCUGAUGGAUAUUUAAGGCGUCAGGUCAGAAGCAAUAAAAAUUUACCAAGUUUGUUUCUUGUAAGCUGAAAUCUACAGCUUUACAUUACUAAGAAAAUUUUCAUGUGUCAACAGUUGAUAUUAUUCAGCUGCCACUGUAUUUUUCACAGCAGUGAGAAUAAAAUGUCUGUAAAUCAGGCUGACAUCAAAUUUCUCGUCUCCUCUUCUUUUCAUUCUCUUAAACACAUUUCGAAUAACUCGGUUUUAUGGAAAAUCAACACCUCUGUGCUA